Molecule: messenger RNA, 4560 nt
Organism: Drosophila simulans
Lineage: Eukaryota; Metazoa; Arthropoda; Insecta; Diptera; Drosophilidae
Gene: stl
Product: A disintegrin and metalloproteinase with thrombospondin motifs 16
Exons: 10
Coding region: 929-4345 (1138 amino acids)
Biological process (GO): extracellular matrix organization; proteolysis
Cellular component (GO): extracellular matrix
Molecular function (GO): metalloendopeptidase activity
Source: RefSeq, a predicted model, not a curated record
UUUCCGUGAUUUUCACAUUUCAUUCGCAAAAGUGCCGCCGUCGCGAGUGGUUGCCUCGCUCUCGCCGUCUCUUUUUGCGCUUUUGUCGCCGUCUCUUUCAUAGCUCCGAAAAAAGUCCUUCGAUCGAUCCAACGCGCAUUGACCUCCAGUAAAUCAUUUCAAAUUUUAAAUGCCCCAAAGCGGUCAGAUUUCGGCGUGAUUUAGCGAUUUUAGUUGAAAUAUACAUAUAAAGUGCUUUUCGGCUAUGGACACAAAACCAGAAGAUCGUUAUGCUCCAGAGCCGAUGAUCUAUAUGCCGUGUGUGUUUGUUGCUGGCUGCUUAAUUGUGCGCUGGCGUUUAAAUAAAAUCAAGUGCGUUUAAAUGUGAAAACAAAAGACUGGCAUUAUAUGUAUAUUGGCAAUUCAGAACUGGAGCUGGAGCUGAAAUAGCAUUUUUCAAGCACCAUUUGGUCUUAUCUCGAGUGUCGAUCCAUAAGGAAGAACUUAGGCAACAAACUGAAGUACACAACCACUAAAAUAAAACGAAACCCAAAUAAGAUAGAGUGCGAAAAAAAGUGGCCCACAACAAAUGACUCGUAAUGCAAUGCCUGGGCAAUUAAUUAGUGCAUAAACAUUUGAAUUAACAGCCGUAAAAGUUGGAGCCCCGUACACGAUCGCGCCUUCACUUGGCUCUCUCUCCCCUUUGAGAAAUCGGGCUCUAAGUUUUCCACCCUCGAUUUUCGCCGCUGGAAAAUGUAACUCCGCUACCACUGAAAAUUAUGACGCAAAAAACCCGAAAUCGGUGCGCAGCCUGAGGAAUAAUAUAUUUGCAAUUUAUGCAACAAUCGUCGCGUGGUUGUUGCCACAACAAAGAGCGAUUAGUGCACUCGGAGCAUUACAAUAGCCACCUGUGGAGUCCCAGAGAAGCCGUCAUCAUCAACGCAUCGUUAUGACUGUCGCAGCAAUUGGAUCUAAUCGGCACCGUCGUUUGGCUUUAAUUGUUUUGACCACCUUGUGGCUGCUAAUCGGGGCCAGCCCGUCCUCAUCCUCCCCAUCCUCCUCCUCCACCAAUCCAAAAUCCGUCAGCAUUGAGCUGCGUCGCAAGAGGAGCUUGCACUACAAUGGCAUUGAGCUGGAUGAGAACAACCUGGUGGGCCAUCUGAGGGAGCACGAGCGCGCCCUGAUCUUCGGAUCACGAUCUCCGGAAGAGGCGCCCGAAUUCAAACUCGUGCACUUGGCACAACAACGACCCGAGGAGCAGCAGCGGUUGGAGGAGGGGAAGCGGCCAGGUGAGGCGGAGCAGCAUGGGGGCAAUCCUCACCAGAGACGUCAGCGGCGCAGCCUGCCAGUGCAAGAUGGUAAUGGGCCACUGCCGCCGGAGGAGAAGGAGCAGGAGGCUGGGGAAGAUGUGGAGGCGCGGUUGCAGCUGCAGCAGUCGCCGCAGCUGAUCGACGACGCCUUCAUCUUCAUCCGACGCACCGAGAACGGCACCCAGUUCGUAGAGCACUCGCCGCAGCUGCUCAAGCGCCUGGACAGAUGCUUCUACCGGAGUCCAGCGGCUGCUCUCGAUCUCUGCGAGCCCGGCAAUGUGCGCGGCGUGUUCCAGCAGAAUGGCAGUGACCUGGUGAUCCAUCCGCUCCCCGCGCGCUUUGGCACCGGGACGCACGUGCUCUACCAAGCGAGGGUGGACAAGAACGGCGGCGACUACAAUGAGGCGUCGUCAAGGCGAACGACGUCGCCGUUAGACAGCCAGCUGCAGUUCGAGCCCGAUGCGGAAGAGUUCAACGAACCACGGCGGCGGUUGCGGGCCCAGUCUCAGUUACAGUCCCCGUUGAGAUUGCGCUUCCAGCCACGACAUCAUCACCCACAUCAGCCCCAUCAUCAGCGAAGACGCCGCUACAUUGGAGAUCCGCCGCGCUCCCGCUGGUCGGACAUUCCAGAGGAGCUCUUCAUUGAGACGGCCAUCUUUGUAGACAGCGAUCUCUAUGCUCACAUGCAGAAGAACUUCCCCACAAACACGGAGAGCAAGGUGGUCAGUUUCCUGCUGGCCAUGAUCAAUGGCGUCCAGCUGCUAUACCAUCACCCCACUCUGGGUCGUCGCAUCAAUUUCGUGCUGAAGCGCCUAGAGAUCUGGAAGUCCUGGGAUCCAUCGGGUCUGGUUCGCUCCAGGGAUGUCGAGAACUACCUGAACAGCUUCUGCAAGUGGCAGGAGAAACUGAAUCCCUUCUCCGACGCAGAUCCCUUGCACUACGAUCACGCCCUGGUGCUGACUGGUCUCGACCUCGUCACCUACGAGAAGGGCAAGGCCAAUAGCCAGGUGGUGGGCAUGGCGACGGUCAAGGGCAUGUGCACCUCCAUCUACUCCUGCACCAUCAACGAGGCCAAGCACUUUGAGAGCGUCUUUGUGGUGGCACACGAAAUUGGACACAACUUGGGAAUGCGACACGAUGCCAAGGAGAUUAGCUGCGACCCCACCAUGCACAUCAUGUCCCCGAAGCUGGGCAGUGGCAAGGUCACCUGGUCCAAGUGCUCGCGAACUUAUCUUGAGGAUUUCCUUAUGGAUCCCCAGGCGGACUGCCUCUUCGAUAGGGACUCGUUCGCGGGUCCUUGGGAUCAUACGGCAGGUGGUCGUCUGCCUGGCGAACGCUUCAAUGCCAAUCAGCAGUGCAUGCUGCGCUUUGGAAAGAACUUCAUGCAGGCCAGCACCCAGAGCAAGAUGGAAAUCUGUCGGGAUCUCCACUGUCGCCAGGAUGGACUGCCUUGGACUUCGCAUCCUGCGCUGGAGGGCACCGAAUGCGGGCCCAAUAUGUGGUGCCGAGGUGGAACCUGUGAGGCUCGUUCCUCCAAACAGGGUAGCUACUUAGCCCUCAAGUCCUGGCCUCCUGAACACGUUCCCGAGGCCACCCACGAGAAGAUUAUCCGACAUGAGCCGAACCGGAUUCCCCCGCUGCUGCACGACUACAAUCCGAUGGGUAAUGAGCUGCCAGGAUCGCCCUCGAAUUGGGGCGAGUGGAGCGAGCCGAGUGCCUGCGAGUCUGGCUGCCUCUAUGGGCAGUCACGCCGCCUCCUGGAGGGCAGCACAGGUCUCCGAACGUUAAACAGGAGCUGCCUGAACUUUCCGUCGCGUUGCAUUGGCAGGGAUCGGCGAUUUGUGACCUGCAACACACCGCAAUGCCACAAGGUGCCCGUCCAGACGAUCAACGACUUCGCCACCCAAGUGUGCAUGCAGGCUAGGAAGUCAGAUCCGGAACUCACCGGCGAGGGCCAGCAGCUGCCCAGCACGCUGGACGCGUCCUGCAAGAUCUUCUGCCGCACCCGGACCAAUGGCACCAAGUCCCGGCGAUGGACAUUCCCGGAUGGCACCACCUGCAAAGCGAAGCAACACAACCCCGAGGAUAUCACCUACUGCAUUUCCGGUCGCUGUGAGCGGUUCUCCUGUGACAAUUCCACCUCCAACUUCUUUAAGAUGGACAGCAGCUUCUGCGAGGCGAGAUCAGUGCGCCCCACUAGGGAUUCCUCAGAUCAGGAGAGCAGGCAGCAAACCACCAGCCAGCGGUAUGCAGAGCGCCAGGAGGGAAAACCACUGAAGAAUCACUACGAGAAUGAGGUAGCUAAGCGACCUUCCUAUGGCCAAGGCAACCACAUCAAUGCACCAGCAUCGCCGUACAAGAGGAGGAACUAUCACAAGCCCUAUCCUCCAGAGAUUCCGAGACCCCCACCGCCCGCCUCUGCAUCACUGAUCGCCCUGGAUCGUAGCUCGUCCUCGGAAUCGGAGUGGGUGGCGCAUCCGGGCUGCCACUCCAACUGCAUGACAGACUCGAAGGGCGUGCAGGGGGUCACCUCCCGGCUGACCGGUGUGGAAAGCAUCCAACUGUGCUCCUAUCGCAUUCAACCCUGCGAGCGUUUGCAGACGGCGGCGGAGUAUGCGGAACAGACCUGCGCCAGGUAUCGCCAGAAGGUGCGCGGUCUGUCCGGCCACGGGGCCCAGAUCUCGGCCAGCAUCGAUGAGCCGGACCGCAGCUGCCGCGUUGGAUGCCAGGACGAGUUCAUCAAGUACAGGUACUACCUGGUGAACGGCCGGAACGGACACUUCCCGCCAGGCACUCGCUGCUCGCCGGUGGGCAAACGAUAUUGCGUGUAUGGCAGGUGCCUGGAAUUCGGCGACGAUGAUCUGCCGCUGGACAAGACCCACAUUAGCCUGGGUCAACUGAGGACGCGCCGGAAAAGGAGCUCGCCCUCCAAUGACUUGUUCAACGUAACGGAGAUAUUCAGUAAACCAUCACAUUCAGAUAUCUCCGCCGAAAACAUCGAAUUCACCCAACCCAUUCACGUCUCCGCAGACGAACUGAGUAGCAAAAGCCGAUAGCCCAAUGGCUUCCUGGCCACCAUUCCCUUAGUCGAUUAAGUUCUAAGCUAGCUUAAGUUGCGGGCUGCUCCAAGGAAACUGCCUGAAAAACACAUUGAUAUAAGAGAGAAUCGAUUUGCUCGACUAUCAGAUACCCGCUACUCAGCUAGUGGCCGUGCGAACGAGAAAGUUCUUUUUGGUAUACUCGUAUAAUAAAAUGAAAAAUUGCAACAUUA